Molecule: messenger RNA, 3389 nt
Organism: Gorilla gorilla gorilla (western lowland gorilla)
Lineage: Eukaryota; Metazoa; Chordata; Mammalia; Primates; Hominidae
Gene: WNT10B
Product: Wnt family member 10B
Exons: 8
Coding region: 1467-2636 (389 amino acids)
Biological process (GO): neuron differentiation; cell fate commitment; canonical Wnt signaling pathway
Cellular component (GO): extracellular region
Molecular function (GO): cytokine activity; frizzled binding
Source: RefSeq, a predicted model, not a curated record
UUUUGGCGUAUCAGACGCCGCUGUUUGCGGCUCAACAGCUGCAGACUGGGCUCGAGUACCAGUUGCAGACUCUUGGAGUCCGUAAGCAGGAUGCCUUCUGACUGAGAAAUUUCCCCAGGCCUGAACCUAAAGUCUCAAGUCCCAGAAAUGACUAGGAUUCCCUUCUAAGGCAGGGAAAUCACUCUAAGGAAUAAAUGCCAGAUGUAAGUUCGCUCGAUCUCCUGUCUCAGACUGCUGUGCCCGCUAUCCAACAGUGACCCCUGCAGCACGGGCAGGACCUCCAGCAGCACAGACUGGAGGCUGGCUGCCCAGCAGAGCUGCAACGCCACCACCAAGGAAGAGGUGACUGUGGUUACCAGGCUCUUUCCCGGCUGCUGUUGGGCUUGGCUCAAUUUUGGAUCCCAAGGCCCUCCUCAUCCCAUAAGAAGCAAGUCUACAGCUUGGAGCAGGAAUCCAGGCCACCCAAAGUGCAGACCGGGGGAAUCCCGAGAAGGGUAGGAUACCUCUGUUGGCAAGCAUCCCUGCCAGGCAAGGAAGCAUCGGGGCAGGCUGACAAUCUUUGGUGCUACCUGAACCUCUGCUAGGGCCAAACUCUGAGGCCAAAGCUGUCCCCUCCAAAGGGGCAGGCGCAGGGCUUGGAGGAGGGUGGGAACCAAGCUGCCCAGACGUAUGCUUCUCCUGCCCACUCUGAGUACCCCGGGUGCACUCAGGCUGUGGGUGCCACAUGUGACUGUCCCACACCGAGAAGCCCAAAGACUGUCCGGCUCCAUCCUCAUCUUGUCAAAGGCACCUUCCAGCCACCCUGAUCUUGGUGGAGAAACUGACGCAAAGAGAAGUGAUGAAAGAUGUGGCCAUUUGGGCCCCAUUCUGGCUCCCUAGGAAGGUUACUACACCCUUCCUGCAGCCUUGGCGACCCCAGAUCAGGUGAGAGGAACUCUGGCCACCUCCUUCUUCAGUGGGGCCAAGCCUGAACCCAGGCGUCGGGGGAGAGGGUGUGUGAGAGUGUGUGUGUGUAUGCGCGCGCGCCCGGGCGCGCGCGCGCUGGGAGGAGGGGGAGGCUGCAUUCGCCUGGUCAAGGCUGGGAGUGGAGGGUAGGGUGGGGAAGCCCCAGGCUUGGGGAGGGGCUGCAGCUCCGUCAGCCCGGCAGAGCCACCCUGAGCUCGGUGAGAGCAAAGCCAGAGCCCCCAGUCCUUUGCUCGCCGGCUUGCUAGCUCUCUCGAUCACUCCCUCCCUUCCUCCCUCCCUUCCUCCCGGCGGCCGCGGCGGCGCUGGGGAAGCGGUGAAGAGGAGUGGCCCGGCCCUGGAAGAAUGCGGCUCUGACAAGGGGACAGAACCCAACGCAGUCUCCCCACGGUUUAAGCAGCUCUAGUGAAGCCCAGGCAACCCAACCGUGCCUGUCUCGGACCCCGCACCCAAACCACUGGAGGUCCUGAUCGAUCUGUCCACCGGAGCCUCCGGGCUUCGACAUGCUGGAGGAGCCCCGGCCGCGGCCUCCGCCCUCGGGCCUCGCGGGUCUCCUGUUCCUGGCGUUGUGCAGUCGGGCUCUAAGCAAUGAGAUUCUGGGCCUGAAGUUGCCUGGCGAGCCGCCGCUGACGGCCAACACCGUGUGCUUGACGCUGUCCGGCCUGAGCAAGCGGCAGCUAGGCCUGUGCCUGCGCAACCCCGACGUGACGGCGUCCGCGCUUCAGGGUCUGCACAUCGCGGUCCACGAGUGUCAGCACCAGCUGCGCGACCAGCGCUGGAACUGCUCCGCGCUUGAGGGCGGCGGCCGCCUGCCGCACCACAGCGCCAUCCUCAAGCGCGGUUUCCGAGAAAGUGCUUUUUCCUUCUCCAUGCUGGCUGCUGGGGUCAUGCACGCAGUAGCCACGGCCUGCAGCCUGGGCAAGCUGGUGAGCUGUGGCUGUGGCUGGAAGGGCAGUGGUGAGCAGGAUCGGCUGAGGGCCAAACUGCUGCAGCUGCAGGCACUGUCCCGAGGCAAGAGUUUCCCCCACUCUCUGCCCAGCCCUGGCCCUGGCUCAAGCCCCAGCCCUGGCCCCCAGGACACAUGGGAAUGGGGUGGCUGUAACCAUGACAUGGACUUUGGAGAGAAGUUCUCUCGGGAUUUCUUGGAUUCCAGGGAAGCUCCCCGGGACAUCCAGGCACGAAUGCGAAUCCACAACAACAGGGUGGGGCGCCAGGUGGUAACUGAAAACCUGAAGCGGAAAUGCAAGUGUCAUGGCACGUCAGGCAGCUGCCAGUUCAAGACAUGCUGGAGGGCGGCCCCAGAGUUCCGGGCAGUGGGGGCGGCGUUGAGGGAGCGGCUGGGCCGGGCCAUCUUCAUUGAUACCCACAACCGCAAUUCUGGAGCCUUCCAGCCCCGUCUGCGUCCCCGUCGCCUCUCAGGAGAGCUGGUCUACUUUGAGAAGUCUCCUGACUUCUGUGAGCGAGACCCCACUAUGGGCUCCCCAGGGACAAGGGGCCGGGCCUGCAACAAGACCAGCCGCCUCUUGGAUGGCUGUGGCAGCCUGUGCUGUGGCCGUGGGCACAACGUGCUCCGGCAGACACGAGUUGAGCGCUGCCAUUGCCGCUUCCACUGGUGCUGCUAUGUGCUGUGUGAUGAGUGCAAGGUAACAGAGUGGGUGAAUGUGUGUAAGUGAGGGUCAGCCUUACCUUGGGGCUGGGGAAGAGGACUGUGUGAGAGGGGCGCCUUUUCAGCCCUUUGCUCUGAUUUCCUUCCAAGGUCACUCUUGGUCCCUGGAAGCUUAAAGUAUCUACCUGGAAACAGCUUUAGGGGUGGUGGGGGUCAGGUGGACUGGGAUGUGUAGCCUUCUCCCCAACAAUUGGAGGGUCUUGAGGGGAAGCUGCCACCCCUCUUCUGCUCCAUAGACACCUGAAUGGACUAAGAUGAAAUGCACUGUAUUGCUCCUCCCACUUCUCAACUCCAGAGCCCCUUUAACCCUGAUUCAUACUCCUUUUGGCGGGGGAGUCCCUAUAGUUUCACCACUCCUCUCCCUUGAGGGAUAACCCCAGGCACUGUUUGGAGCCAUAAGAUCUGUAUCUAGAAAGAGAUCACCCACUCCUAUGUACUAUCCCCAAACUCCUUUACUGCAGCCUGGGCUCCCUCUUGUGGGAUAAUGGGAGACAGUGGUAGAGAGGUUUUUCUUGGGAAAGGGACAGAGUGCUGAGGGGCACUCUCCCCUGAAUCCUCAGAGAGUUGUCUGUCCAGGCCCUUAGGGAAGUUGUCUCCUUCCAUUCAGAUGUUAAUGGGGACCCUCCAAAGGAAGGGGUUUUCCCAUGACUCUUGGAGCCUCUUUUUCCUUCUUCAGCAGGAAGGGUGGGAAUGGAUAAUUUAUCAUACUGAGACUUGUUCUUGGUUCCUGUUUGAAACUAAAAUAAAUUAAGUUACUGGA